CAUGUCAUGUCAAUUGAUUAGAAUUUUGUAAUUUGUAUUUUUGUACGAUUUUAUAGUGUUUACUAAAAUUGUGAUAAAGUAACAUUUAAAUUUAGCAAAAAAUUGUGAUGACUAUUUUGUAUUAUUGUGUGAGUGAUCUCGGGUGAUAUUGAUGUGUUCACGAUUCAUAAAAUGUUCGCUGAAAAUAGUUUACGAUCUACCAACGUUACCAUGGCAUGCGAUCGGUGACUGGAGCCAAGAAACUUCUUGUGAUAUUACUUAACUUGUGAUAUUAACUAAAUAAUUAUCAUGUGACUUUAUAUGACGAAACUUUAUGUGUAAAGUAACAAAGUGCCUUAGCUCGUCUAACGUUUAAUAUUUUUCUAAAACUUUUGUAUGAAGCAAUAAAGGCACAUGCUGUUCAAUGGAUACCGAAAUAAAAGACAAUACGAAUGUUAAAGUCAAGAAGAACGGACGUAAAAAUGAGAAAAAGAAAAAAAUGGUUAAGCCAGAUACAGACGUGACUGUCGAAGAAGUAUGUCGACAGACGGCAAAUCUGGCAGAAGAGGAAGACAGUGCCUCUGCUACUUCUACUGAUAGCGAAGAUUUAGUAAACGCUAUCAACUACAACACCAUCACAUCGUUAGCAGCUUUAAAAGAUAUAAUACAAGGAGACAAUAAUGAUACCCCAGAGACUGAUAGUUUUUUUCAACAUUACUUUAUGAAUCAUUGUAAUAACCUUUCAAGUCGUAAUACGACUACAAAUUCGCCGUUCCCUUUUCCUGAGAGACGACGAUUGUCUCAAUGUCGCGAAGAAGACGAAGAUGACGAAAAGAAAGACAGUGAUAAGAAAGUAGAGGAAAGUCUUUCUGGAUCUUCUGAGGACAGGACUGGACUUCCAGCAUAUAGUGUGAGUGCAAUGAUAAAAGAUAGGAUAUUGAAUGACUAUGGAAACGAACAAAUUGAGUCUAUCGAGAAAAAAUUACUUCCUAAGUCUAUUCAAGAGCAAGAACCACCGAAGAGAACAGUGAUGGGUGCACGUCACAAGUUUCUCGUGACCACAACGGGGCCCACUCCUGCAGAGCCGGUUGAGCGAGCUUUGCGUUCCCAAGCACAUACUGCACACACUGUUCAUUUUGGAACUAAAGGUGCUGAAGAACAGCGACCGAGUGUAAGAUCUAUUUUUCAAGGACAGAAUCUCCAUCGAGCGAAAAAUUAUUUCGACAGUAGUUUAAUAGAAAUUAGGUCUACAGUAGAUGGCGUACCUGCAAGUGUAGAAGAUAUUUGGGUUAAAAGAACAGAUGAGAAGAAUGAACUUUUACGAGAAGUAUUAGGAAUAACGUCUGCCGAUAACGACAAUGGUCACUUACAAGCCAAUGAACCUGUUGACGAGAAAAAUGAAGCUCCGACUCGGGUGCGCUCUGGGACCUGGGGUUCGCAGGCAACCAGUAAAGAAAAAGAAGUACCGAAGAGUGUACAACCGCGGAAGGAAAAAGAAGUGCAAAGAAGUAACGACGACAGACGGCAGAAGCGAGAACAACGUUUGGAUGUUGCGAUAACUCGCAGCACGCAGUCGGUUGGCGAGAGGAAGAGGCGGAGCUCUGCAGACGAGGGGCAGACACAUCCCAUGUAUCAGCAGACCAUACACGGUACAUCUGGGGUGAGCCGUAGACCCGCGCUCUUCGACUUGUUCAAGUCUCGAUCCCGCGGCGAUUCAAAGAAACAGCCGUCCAUCAUGAAGCAAGUCAGAGCCGCUGUUCAGAGUAUGACGAAAUCGGGUUCGAGUGGUAAAGAUUCGAGCAAGUCAGGCGAUUCGUCGAAGGCGGAUUCAUCUAAAAACGAGACUGCCUCGAGUUCUGGUACUGCGUCAGUGAAGUCAAAGGACGGGUCUGCUCAUCCUCACCCCAGUAGUGAUACCAAGUACUACCAUACUGUAAUGGUACCGGCCUCUCGUCGUCCCAGCGCGAUGGCAAAAGUGAUGGACAUCUUCCGUGGACGAGCUUCUAUUCCCGGUCAAAGCUCAGGAACAGACGCCGCCGAAAGGAGAAAGAGAGCCACAGCACAACAACAGUAUGCUGGAGCUCACCUGAGACGGGCGGCCUCCCAGGAAGCGGAGAAGCGGCGCUCAUCGCUAGGCCACGUGCCUACAAUACGGCAUCGAGCUUCGGAUGCCUUCCUCGACCCUCAUCACGCCGCAAUCCUCUUUAGGGAUUCCAGAGGAUUGCCGGUUGCAGAUCCAUUUUUGGAAAAAGUUAAUCUGUCUGAUUUGGAAGAAGACGAGUCCCAGAUCUUCGUGAAAUUCUUCAAGUUUCACAAGUGUUACGAUUUGAUACCGACUUCAGCCAAAUUGGUGGUGUUUGACACGCAACUGCUGGUGAAGAAAGCAUUCUUUGCUCUGGUGUACAACGGAGUUCGCGCCGCGCCCCUGUGGGACUCGCAGCGCCAGAAGUUCGUGGGCAUGCUGACCAUCACGGACUUCAUAAAGAUCCUGCAGAUGUACUACACCAGCCCUGAUGUAGCCAUGGAGGAACUUGAGGAGCACAGGCUCGAGACAUGGCGACAUGUGCUGAAAGGUUCCGUGAUGCCAUUGGUGUCCAUCGGUCCGGACUCGUCGCUGUUCGACGCCAUACGAAUCCUAAUAACAAACAGGAUCCAUCGUCUGCCUGUUAUUGAUCCCGAUACCGGGAAUGUCCUCUACAUACUCACACACAAGAGGAUUCUGCGCUUCUUGUUCCUAUACAUAAACGAGCUGCCAAAGCCAGCAUACCUGCAGAACAAGCUACGCGACCUCCACAUCGGUACCCUGAAUGAUAUAGAAACAGCUACUGAAGAGACUUCCAUCAUAGAUGCAUUGAAAAAAUUCGUCAACCGACGCGUCUCAGCGCUUCCCCUCAUAGAUUCUGAUGGUCGAUUGAAAGAUAUCUAUGCGAAGUUUGAUGUCAUUAAUUUAGCAGCUGAGAAAACGUACAACAAUUUGGACGUUACGCUAAAGGAAGCGAAUGAGCACCGCAAUGAAUGGUUCGAGGGUGUACAAAAGUGCACCCUCGAUGAGACGCUGUUCGAUGUCAUGGAACGGAUUGUGAGAGCCGAGGUACAUCGUUUAGUAGUUGUGGAUGCAGAAGACAAAGUGAUUGGCAUAAUAUCACUGUCAGAUUUACUUAUGUAUCUAGUGCUGCGUCCGACGGGAGAGUGCGGUGGCGCGAGUUUACGCAACGAGCACGGGCCAAUAGAAGAGAAGGAUGAAGUGGCGAGCGCUGAAAGCGAGUCAGAUACUGAUGCCACCAAUCCUGAUGCUGCACCAGAAACCAGCGAUACCAAGAAGGAAGUUACUCCUGCGGAUGACAACCCUUCUUCGACGGAUGAUCCUCCCGCUUCAACGAGCAAAAUGUCCGUUAGAUUCGUUUCUACGGAUGCAGAUGUUGUACCCGUCGCGGACACACCGAGUGAGUCUUAAGGAUCAAGUGCCCAGAGUGAUCAUGUGAUUCUGCAUGAGAGUAGGUAUUAGUUAGUAUGUAGUUAACGUGGCGUUUAUCAUAAGAAGUUUAAAGCUAAAUAGUGCGUAGAGAUUUGCCAAUAAAUUUGGCCUUUCAUGUUUCAUAUAGGGCCCAGCAAUUGUAUAUUUAAUAAAGAUUUCAGAAUGUAAUAAAUGAAAAUAUAUAAUCGGGAUUGUCUAUGCUAUAAUUAAUAUAUGUUUUACGCAGAUAUUUAAUAUUAUGUGUAUUUAUAUAUAACUGUAAGUUUAAAAUAUUGUUACAUAAACUGUGAACUCAGUUAAAACUAAAUAACUAUAUUCUUCCUAACUAUAAGACUUCCUAUUCUUGUAUCAUCAAGAAAUAUGUUACAUACAUAUGUCUAGAAUGCAUUAUUUCUGUUCGUAUUUCUUUUAAUUAAAUAUCUAGUACUUACGAUAGUUCCUCAUGUUUUUUUUAAAAUAAUAGACGGUAAUUUCUAAACGAAUACACCACAAAAUAUUAUAUAUUUAACAGAUUUUACAAAUAUUUAAUUCUGAAUUUAU
Molecule: messenger RNA, 3994 nt
Organism: Achroia grisella
Lineage: Eukaryota; Metazoa; Arthropoda; Insecta; Lepidoptera; Pyralidae
Gene: Snf4agamma
Exons: 16
Coding region: 404-3433 (1009 amino acids)
Source: RefSeq, a predicted model, not a curated record